Molecule: messenger RNA, 261 nt
Organism: Effrenium voratum
Lineage: Eukaryota; Dinophyceae; Suessiales; Symbiodiniaceae
Source: the annotation of a GenBank genome assembly
AUGGCAUCCAUGGUUUCCAGCCUGCCGGAUGUCUUGGAUGCCUUCUGCCUCCGCACCACUGAGGAUGAUGACUUCAGCCCCAAACUCGCGGCCAUGCUAUCAGGACAGUGCAUGGAAUGGGAUGAGCUGCCACCGGAGAGCGACGAAGGAUGCGUGGAGUACAAAUGGCGGCUGGGCCCGGAGCAUGGCCCCAGGCGUGUGGAACGCCUUGCGACUCAGAUGAAGUUCCGCUUGGCAGAGGGCCGCGGCCUCGAUGUCUAG